ACCAAAAAUCCUUACACCAAAGUUUGAGACCUAGGCUGUAACUUGAUCAACAAAUUAUACGGAUCAUGUUUUCUGACACUAAUCACGGUCGAUGGCGAGUAAUUGUAGAAUCUCCACCUCCAGCGCUUACAGUAUGAUUUCCAGCAUGCGCAGUAUUUUGUGUUUACAGCAUGAGACAAUUCAGCUCCGACCUGGAGGAUUGCCAGCCUCAGAAGCCGUUGCGCGCUUGGCGCAGGCGCACUGAGAGGCGGUGUGCUUAUCGGUGGCGCACGCUGUGAGCAGCUGUUGGGUUUUUGAAGUUUGAAUUCGGGAACGUUCGAUCCGAACGGCUCGCGCUGAAAUGCCCAAAGUUAAAAACGAGAAGAAAUAUGGAGGGCGCAAACACGCACAGGGACAAAGUCAAGGUAUUGUGUUCAACACUGGAAUUGGCCAGCAUGUUCUGAAGAAUCCUUUAAUUGUGAAUAGCAUCAUUGACAAGGCUGCUAUUAGACCAACAGAUGUCAUUCUGGAAGUUGGACCUGGUACUGGUAACAUGACUGUUAAACUUCUGGAAAAGGCUAAAAAGGUAAUUGCUUGUGAACUUGAUACCAGACUUGUUGCUGAACUGCAGAAGAGAGUUCAGGGAACACCUAUGGCAAGUAAACUUCAAAUAAUGGUUGGAGAUGUGCUGAAGACAGACUUGCCAUUUUUUGAUGCCUGCGUAGCAAACUUACCAUAUCAGAUCUCAUCCCCAUUUAUUUUUAAACUACUGCUGCACAGGCCAUUCUUCAGAUGUGCCGUGUUGAUGUUCCAACAAGAAUUUGCUCUUCGACUUGUUGCAAAACCAGGGGAUAAACUAUACUGCAGGCUCUCGAUCAAUACACAGUUAUUGGCACGUGUGGAUCACCUGAUGAAGGUUGGAAAAAACAACUUCAGGCCACCUCCAAAAGUUGAGUCGAGUGUGGUUAGGAUAGAACCAAAGAAUCCACCUCCGCCAGUGAACUUCCAGGAAUGGGAUGGUCUGGUCCGGAUAGCAUUUGUGAGAAAAAACAAGACUCUAGCUGCAGCUUUUAAAUCCAUUGCAGUUGAACGGUUGCUGGAAAAAAAUUACAGGAUACAUUGUUCUUUGCAUAAUAUUCAAAUUCCAGAGAACUUCAGCAUUACUGAAAAGAUCCAGAAAAUCCUGGAAGAAACUAGUUUCAAUGAAAAACGAGCCCGCACAAUGGACAUAGAUGAUUUCAUGAGGUUACUUCAUGGCUUCAAUUCACAAGGAAUCCACUUCUCAUGAGGGCAAUGUUUCUGCAAAUUAGUUAGGAUUCUCAAGAUUCUUCAAUCAAAGUUAUGACAGAUGAGAACUCUAAUGGAAAUGUGCCUUUUACGUAAUGAAGAACAUGGCACAGCAGAAAACAGAUACAGUAAAAAAUGUGGGACAAGAAGAACCAAACGGGUCAAACUGGCCUAGAUCUGAUUAUUUUCUGGGACUACAGGAAUAAUGCGACUCUUGAAAAGUUGCCAGAAUCACAUUGACUAUUUCUUUAACAUUAUUAAUUUUUCUGAACCUUAAUUUCAGCUAUAUUUCCCCUUUGUACAUAAACCAAUUCACUGAUGGCAACAAGUGAAACAGUUAUAGGAAUCAUAUUACAUAGGCACAUUAAGACCACUGCUGGUUCCUAGCAGGGCCAGACCAAUGGCCCUGCUAAACUGUGCACAGGUGCAGCUAUGCAGCAGCUUGGAAGGUGCUGCAUAGGCCUUGUGCCAUAUGAAAUAUCACAGGCGAAGGUUGCGAAAAAAAAAUUGAAAACAAACUAACAGACAAAAAACAGGGAGCAUUAAUCUGGACUCACUGAUUGUUUUGAAGUAACUACUGCCUGCCCAGAUGAGAGAAGAGAAAAUAUUAUUGUAACUUUACACUUGGCAUUACUGCAAGAAGCAUGUGAUACACUUAGAGACAGCUCCAAAGCUCAGUUACAGCAAUAUACUCCUUCAAUUGGACAAGCAUCAUCAAAAAAGGUAAUUGCAUCCUGCUGAGAGUCCCAAUGAACAUUUAUAAGGACCUAUUAAAGUGUAUCCUUGGUUUGGACUGAAAAAUGUGACUUUAAAUUAUACAGAGGCUGUUGCGUUGAGUUACCUUGAG
Molecule: messenger RNA, 2113 nt
Organism: Carcharodon carcharias (great white shark)
Lineage: Eukaryota; Metazoa; Chordata; Chondrichthyes; Lamniformes; Lamnidae
Gene: dimt1l
Product: DIM1 dimethyladenosine transferase 1-like (S. cerevisiae)
Exons: 13
Coding region: 341-1267 (308 amino acids)
Biological process (GO): rRNA methylation
Cellular component (GO): mitochondrial matrix
Molecular function (GO): rRNA (adenine-N6,N6-)-dimethyltransferase activity
Source: RefSeq, a predicted model, not a curated record